Molecule: messenger RNA, 1362 nt
Organism: Kalmanozyma brasiliensis GHG001
Lineage: Eukaryota; Fungi; Basidiomycota; Ustilaginomycetes; Ustilaginales
Product: DNA repair protein Sae2/CtIP
Exons: 1
Coding region: 1-1362 (453 amino acids)
Biological process (GO): double-strand break repair via homologous recombination; DNA double-strand break processing involved in repair via single-strand annealing
Cellular component (GO): site of double-strand break
Molecular function (GO): Y-form DNA binding; single-stranded DNA binding; double-stranded DNA binding
Source: RefSeq, a predicted model, not a curated record
AUGAGUGCGCUCAAACGCAAGCGCGAUCCCUCCGGCACCGCAUCGCCGGUCAUCCACCCGGACGGCCAGAGCAGCACCAUGCGCGCGUCGCUCGAAACAUCCCUCUCCGAGCUGCGCGCUACGACGGCUCGAUUGGAAUCGCUCCUUUCCACCCUGCCUUCCACAUCCCAACCUCGAGUUGCGCUAGGGGAGGUUCUCGCCCCCGCUCAACCCCUCGUACCCUCCCCGCGCGCAUCAGCUGAAACAGCAGGAUCGACGAAAUCUUGCGCGUCAUGCAGCCAGCUUCAAUCGCAGCUCGACACGCUGCGUGCCCAAGCGAAGGAUCACGAGCGCGAAAGGGAGGCUUGGCGAGCUUUCAAGAGCUGGUGGCUUGCGUCGCUUGAGAGACGCGAACGGAGGCGCUCCCAGAAACGCGCGCGACCUUCAUCGAGCUCCACUGGCGAAUUGCGGGCCAAGGAGGGUGCCCCUGGAUCGAAGCGCACACGAGGGCAGGACGGGAAGAGGAACGAGGAAGAGCGAGGGGGCGAGGGGGAAGGGGAGAGGCUGAGAACGGUGCUAGGUACUUUGGAUACAGAGACGCGGCGAGUGUGGUGUGAAGCAGGGAUCAUAGAUUCCAUCGAAGGGGCGUCCAGGGAGCUGGAAGAGAGCGAGGUGGCGUUGCCCCUGCAUGCCAUGCCGAGUGUCGCUGCUGUAGGAAAGACGGGAGGAACGUCAAAUGAGGACGUGGACGGCACAAGGUCGAAUAUCAUGGCUGGUGAGGCACGAGAAGGGGAGGCUAGGAGGGAUGCCAGUGUCGUCGAUGCUACGGCGUCCGCAGAUGCCAUUCGAGCCAGUCGCAUCGACGCUGCCAAUCGCUCCAACGGCACGGCCAGUCCUCGAAAGGGCCAUAUCGCCACCCUUCCCUCAACCAGCACUACUGCUCGCACACCCAUCACACGCCCGAAUGGCACCUGCUCCUCCCACAGCGCUUCCUCGAGCACCGCCAGUCGCCCAACUCCCACAACUACUCGCACACCGAGCACCAACAGUCGCACACGUCCAAACGCACCUCCCCUCGCAGCGCACAUCGACGACCAUCCCAUCCGUAACCCGCACCAUCGUCGCACCCUCCUCUCGUCCGACUGUCCCGACUGCAGUCUCUUCUAUAGCCAUCUCAAUGCUGCCACUUCCACGGGGCAGGGGGAUGCCGAGAGAGCAGCGUGCAGUCGGCAUCGAUCGACGUUUGCCCGUGCAGAGACGCCAGAGGGGUAUUGGAACAUUGGUUUCCCUGAUACGCAGGAGGCGGAGCGGGUGAAUGAGGUUGCGAGGAGGGGGAGGGGCGGCGGAGGGGGCUCGGGGACAGCGGGAGGGAGAGAUGGGUGA